This is a messenger RNA of Cataglyphis hispanica, 2111 nucleotides long. RefSeq lists its product as uncharacterized. Gene Ontology annotation, molecular function: ubiquitin conjugating enzyme binding; ubiquitin protein ligase activity. Gene Ontology annotation, biological process: proteasome-mediated ubiquitin-dependent protein catabolic process; multicellular organism development. Gene Ontology annotation, cellular component: cytoplasm. The transcript is spliced from 4 exons. The record is from RefSeq and is a predicted model, not a curated record. NCBI's taxonomy places the organism in Eukaryota, Metazoa, Arthropoda, Insecta, Hymenoptera, Formicidae. Bases 515 to 2080 code for a protein of 521 amino acids.
GAGAAAAAUGUGUUUAAUUAAAAUUUUAUUCCAUUUCUCUCUUUCUCUCUGCUCAUAUAUUAUUAUAAAAGGAUUAUCAUUAUAUAUUAAUAUUGUAAUACAAAAGCUAUAAACGCGGAAUUAAUUGUUUUCAUUGAAAAUAUUUUAUUUCUAAAAAAUACAUUAAAAUAAAGGGGAGAGAAAUGGUAUGUUCACCAUCAUGAUAUGACGUAAGAUCCAAUGUCAAGAGCGUGCAAAUAGGUGAAGGUAAACGAGUGACUUUUCUUUCUCGUCAAGAAAUCAGACGUGAUCAGUUCCAAAGUAGUAGUAAUCUUGUUCAAAAUGCUUUGAAGAUCAAAGUGGAUUGAUACAUUACACGUAUCGAGCGAUAAGUUAUAACAUCUUGAAAAAUUGUAAUUUAUUUAUAUCUGAAAAGAAUUUUAAAAUAUUCAUCCAUUCUUCUGCAUUGUUAAAAAGAAUUUAUAUUGUACAAGAAUGUAGAGUGAUUUUUCCGUAUGAAUAAUAAUCAUAUAACAUGCCACGUAUCUCUUAUCCCGAAGUUCUGACGGAAGCGGCAGGCGUGAAGAUCGUAACAUCUCCGCCCGAAGAAGAUGCAGAUAUCUUUCCGCCGGGAAAAAUAGUUCUUAAAAUGCGGAAAAUAAAUUCAGCAUCAGACGUGCGUGGUAAAUCUUGCGGAUUCCAUUUGACCAAGUCGAAAUGGGAUCCGUAUCCGUGGAUCGGCUAUGUUGAAAAAAAUAGUCCCGCCGAUUUAGCAGGAUUGAGAACCGGCGAUUGUCUGUUGGGCAUUGAUGACAUCAAUUUAUUAGGAUUAAAAAUCAAAGAUAUUGCUACUUUAAUUCGUAACGAAGAAGGUAUACGCGACGUAAAUUUUUCCAUUUGGCGAUACUCUCAAAAAGAGGAAAAUGAUAUUGGAAUAGCCUUGAAAGGUCCACUUCCGGAUGUGGCCAAAAAUCUUGCAAACGCUUUGUCAGGAAUGGUUCGUGCCUUAGAAUGCCCGAUUUGUUUGGAAAGCGCUGCACCUCCAGUCUCGCAAUGCGUUCACGGUCAUAUUCUGUGCGUUAUUUGUAGACCAAAAACAUCUCGUUGCCCGGUUUGCAGAGUCCGUCUGGGCCAAGGCCGAUGCCUCCUCGCAGAUAAAUUACACAUAGUGCUUCGCGAUACUUUUAAUGUGAAUAAUGAUGAGACAUUAAACAAGACAUCUGUUGCAUUCGAGCAUUGUAACUUACGCGAUCAAUUGUUCGGUAAAAAUAAUAAAAAGCAAGAAACCCCGAUCCUAAAUUGCUCGAAAAAAAAUUGUACAAUGUUGAAACCGAGGCAAUUCUUGUUGGCCAGAUUGUUACUUGGAAGUAGGGAAAAAGCUAUUUCCGCGGAUAAUUUAACCAGAGUAUCCGGAAUUUCGGAAGAAGCAGCGGCGAUUUCCAAUGAAAUGACAGACACUAGUAGUUUACGAUUGUCUUUGAACGAUCGCACCAAAUCAGCCAGCACAGGCGAAUUGUCGAGGGACAGCGAAGCUCGCAUCAAUGAAUCAUCUUCGCGAAUUACGGAAUUAUCCGCGACGAACACCAGUCGACAGUCCUUGAGUUCACCGCAGACGCCAAUUUGGGGUGGCUCCACGGAUUCUAUGUCUUGUAUAGAACUAAUGUGUCCUCUUUUGCAAUCUUGCAGAGAACUAGUAACGGCUGAUUCGUUGUUGGAGCAUAUCAAGACACACGCGCUACCGCAAAUUCAUUUCUAUUCCAGAAGUGCAAGGAUCCCGCUACCGCUUCCUUUCGGACAUGAUGCUUUUUAUAUAUUUCACCAUGGAAGCAAUAUAUUCUUCUUUCAGUGCAGAGACGAAACAGCGUGGAUGACAUAUCCUGUUAAGAUGGCAGGACAUGCAAUAAGCAACACAUGGGAAUGGACAUUGCACGCUUGGGACGACAACGGUACAGAAGUGCAAUUACGAAGACAUGUUGCGAGUCUCGAGAAUCCUUUAACAUUAUCCUCACAACAUAUCGCACCAUUACCAAUUGCAUUAUUAUUGAAGACUAUUAACAUAAAAAUAUCGGAGCAUCCAGUUCACGAUAGAUUAUAUGUAUGAAAAGAACAAAGUAUAUCCGUCCUUAAUUAUA